Serinus canaria (Common canary) is the source of this 3262-nucleotide messenger RNA. It is a transcript of the gene PAN2, whose product is annotated as poly(A) specific ribonuclease subunit PAN2. Gene Ontology annotation, biological process: nuclear-transcribed mRNA poly(A) tail shortening. The record is from RefSeq and is a predicted model, not a curated record. Gene Ontology annotation, molecular function: protein binding; nucleic acid binding. Lineage: Eukaryota; Metazoa; Chordata; Aves; Passeriformes; Fringillidae. The coding region runs from base 52 to 3042 and encodes 996 amino acids. The transcript has 22 exons. Gene Ontology annotation, cellular component: PAN complex; P-body.
CUCUCCCCACCUCUCUCCCAGUACACCGUGGAGGUGCCCGGCAUCACCAUCAUGAGGCAAUCCAACCGCUUCUUCUUCUGCGGCCACACCUCAGGCAAGGUGUCCCUGCGUGACCUGCGCACCUUCGUGGUGGAGCACGAGUUUGACGCCCACUCCGGGAGCCUGUCGGAUUUUGACGUUCACGGGAACCUGCUGGUGACCUGUGGCUUCUCCAGCCGCAUGAAUGGCCUGGCCUGUGACCGCUUCCUCAAGGUCUAUGACCUCCGAAUGAUGAGGGCCACCACCCCCCUGCAGGUCCACAUCGACCCCUUCUUCCUCCGCUUCAUCCCCACCUACACCUCCCGCCUGGCCAUCAUCUCCCAGACAGGCCAGUGCCAGUUCUGUGAGCCCACCGGGCUGGCCAACCCCGCUGACAUCUUCCACGUCAACACCGUGGGGCCGCUCAUCAUGACCUUCGACGUGUCUGCCAGCAAGCAGGCGCUGGCCUUCGGCGACUCCGAGGGCUGUGUCCAUCUCUGGGCCGACUCCCCAGAGGUCACUUUCAACGCCUACUCCCGUGAGACUGACUUUGCCCUGCCCUGCAUGGUGGACACGCUGCCACACCUGGACUGGAACCAGGACCUGGUGCCUCUGUCGUUGAUCCCGGUGCCGCUGACCAGCGACGCGCUGCUCUCCGACUGGCCGGCCGCCAACUCGGCCCCGGCACCAAGGCGAGCCCCCCCGGUGGAUCCCGAGAUCCUGCGCACCAUGAAGAAGGUGGGGUUCAUCGGCUACGCCCCAAACCCCAGGACCAAGCUCCGUAACCAGAUUCCUUAUCGGCUAAAGGAGAUGGACAACGAGUUUGACAACUUCAGCCAAGUCCCCGAGUCCCCGAUUGGGCGUGAGGAGGAGCCACAUCUCUACAGGGUGGCCAAGAAGUACAGGAAGGUCACCAUCAAAUACUCCAAGCUGGGGCUGGAGGAUUUUGACUUCAAGCAUUACAACAAGACGCUGUUUGCAGGGCUGGAGCCCCACAUUCCCAACGCCUACUGCAACUGCAUGAUCCAGGUGCUGUAUUUCCUGGAGCCAGUUCGCUGCCUGGUCCAGAACCACCUGUGCCAGAAGGAAUUCUGCCUGGGCUGCGAGCUGGGCUUGCUCUUCCACAUGCUGGACCUGUCCCGAGGAGACCCCUGCCAGGGAAGCAAUUUUCUGCGGGCUUUCCGCACGAUCCCGGAGGCGUCGGCUCUGGGCUUGAUCCUGGCAGACUCAGAUGAAGCCACGGGGAAGGUGAACCUGGGGAGGCUGAUUCAGAGCUGGAACCGUUUCAUCCUGACUCAGCUGCACCAGGAAACCCAGGAGCAGGAGGGACCCCAGGCCUACCGGGGGGCUGGCAGCAGCAGCUUUGGCUCCUCGGGGGACUCUGUGAUCGGGCAGCUGUUCAGUUGUGAGAUGGAGAACUGCAGCAUGUGCCGCUGUGGGAAGGAGACUGUCCGUGUGUCCUCCACGCUGCUCUUCACCCUCUCCUACCCCGACAGCACCGAAAAACCAGCCAAGGAUUACGAGUUCGCCCAAAUUUUGAAGCGUAGCAUCUGCUUGGAGCAGAACACACAAGCCUGGUGUGAGAACUGUGAGAAGUACCAGCCCACGGUGCAGACCAGGAACAUCCGCUGCCUGCCAGACGUGCUGGUCAUUAACUGUGAGGUGAACAGCUCCAAGGAGGCAGAUUUCUGGAAGACACAGGCUGAGUAUUCCUUUCAGAAAGCCAUGAUGAAGAGAGGAGGCUUUGACAUCACCAAGGGAAAGGAGAUCUCUCUUGGAGACUGGAAGGAUCUGGGGAACCCCGACGUGGGGCAUUCGUAUCCUUCCGUGGAGGAACUGAAGAACAUUUGGAUCCCUCACGCCAUCAAGAUGAGGUUGACCAAGAGCAAAGAGCUCGACGUGAGCAACUGGUGCGAGACUGAUGAGCUCAGCCCAACAGACGACCCCGAGUCCGUGUACGUCUACGACCUCAUGGCCACCGUUGUCCACAUCCUGGAUUCCCGCACUGGGGGCAGCCUGGUGGGGCACAUCAAGGUGGGAGAGACCUACCACCAACGGAAGGAGGGAGUCACACACCAGCAGUGGUACCUCUUCAACGACUUCCUCAUCGAGCCCGUGGACAAGUGCGAGGCUGUGCAGUUUGACAUGAGCUGGAAGGUUCCAGCCAUCCUCUACUACGCCCGGAGGAACCUCAACUCCAAGUACAACCUCGUCAUCAAGAACCCCAUCGAGGCCAGCGUCCUCCUGGCUGAGGCCUCGCUGGCCCGCAAGCAGCGCAAGUGCCACGCCACCUUCAUCCCCCUCAUGCUCAACGAGAUGCCCCAAGCUGGAGACCUGGUGGGGCUGGACGCCGAGUUCGUCACGCUGAACGAGGAGGAGGCUGAGCUGCGCAGUGAUGGCACCAAGUCCACCAUCAAGCCCAGCCAGAUGUCGGUGGCCCGGAUCACCUGCGUGCGUGGGCAGGGUCCCAACGAGGGGGUCCCCUUCAUUGAUGACUACAUCUCCACCCAGGAACAGGUGGUGGAUUACCUGACCCAGUACUCUGGGAUCAAGCCAGGAGACCUGGACGCCAAGAUCUCCUCCAAGCACCUGACCACCCUCAAAUCCACCUACCUGAAGCUGCGUUUCCUCAUCGACGUGGGCGUCAAGUUCGUGGGCCACGGGCUGCAGAAGGAUUUCCGUGUCAUCAACCUGAUGGUGCCCAAGGACCAGGUGAUCGACACCGUGUACCUGUUCCACAUCCCGAGGAAGAGGAUGAUCUCCCUGCGCUUCCUCGCCUGGUACUUCCUGGACCUGAAGAUCCAGGGCGAGACCCACGACAGCAUCGAGGACGCGCGGACGGCGCUGCAGCUGUACCGCAAGUACCUGGAGCUGAGCCCUGCGGGCGCGGAGCCCGAGGAGUUCCGCAAGGUGCUCAAGGGGCUCUACGAGAAGGGCCGCAAGCUGGACUGGAAGGUGCCCGAGCCCGACAGCCAGAGCAGCCCCAAGCACGGGGCCGUGUUCCCGCCGGUGCUGGCCCUGUGACCGGAGCCCCCGCGAGGAGCAGCACCGGCUGCAGACCGGACACGCGUGGAACUGGAACCAGCAGCGGGCCCGGGGCUGUCCCCGACCCGCCCGAUCCCCGCCCCGGGCCCGGCGCCCCGGGGCUCCCCUUUCCCUGCCGGUACCGGGAAGCACUGCCCGACCCCCGCCCCGUUCGCCCGCCGGCCCGGGCGCCCUCAUAAAGCAGCCUCGGACCCCCGUG